UUUUUUGCUGCCUAUGCUGUUUUUAAUAUUUUUACCUCGAACAAGGAUAACCUUUAACACUACGAAUCCCUUUAAAAGAGUUUGGAUUUCAAGAAGAAUUCACAUAAUCUCUCACACCUCCAGUGAGUGUCAUUAGUUAGCCAACCAACCAAUCAAUCGAUUAAAAAAAAUGAAGACUAUAAUUUUGUUAGGCAUGUUGAUUAGUGCAAUCACAUGUAAUGUUGUAAAUACCGAAUCUAACGAUGCUGCACCAAGUCUCGAAAAAAAUCGUUUUUUGACCAGAAUGCCAUUCAUUUCGUUUGUUAGUACAACAGUCGAUAAACAUCCUUAUCAAGCGUCCAUACAAUAUAGCGGAAGACAUAUUUGUAGCGGCGCAAUCAUUUCUAGUCAAUACAUUUUGACUACAGCUCAAUGUGUUGAUCGGAGAUCUCUUGAUCUGUUGAGUGUUCGCGUCGGUACGACCGAAUACAAUCGUGGUGGACGAACAGUUUUGGUUAGUUCAAUCGAAAUAAAUCCCGCUUAUAAUGCUAGAACGAAUGACUACGAUAUAUCCAUUUUAAAACUAGCAUCGUCCCUCGCCUUUUCCACUACGAUAAAAUCAAUUGACAUGAUUGCUGCCGAUGAGGAUGUGGAACCUAUGACUGAAGUCAUCGCGAUAGGCUGGAAUAGUGCGACCCAUGACGAUAUGAGCUCUAACGAAUUAGUUAUCGUUUCGGAAAAGGAAUGUCGUCGUUUGUACGGAUUAAAUGCCAUCACGCCAAAUAUGAUAUGUGCAGGCGGUGGAAACGACGGACUUAGCGGUGGCGAAGAUACUUGUCUCAUUGAACCAGGUACAAACUUGAUUUUGGAGAAAACCACUAAAGAUUCAGCUGGAGUAACGUCUGUCAAACCGAUAUUAAUUGGUUUAGCCGCUUGGGGAUACGGAUGUACACGUUCGCAAUAUCCGUACGUUUACACAUCAAUUUCUAGCAAUCGAGAAUUUAUUCGCAAAACGAUAUCUUAAAAAGAAUGCAAUCUAAUCUAUUUUUAUUGUUGUUGAUGAUGUUGUUGACAUCGUGAAAUAAAUCUCAUGUGUCUUGAAAAAAGAAA
Molecule: messenger RNA, 1089 nt
Organism: Onthophagus taurus
Lineage: Eukaryota; Metazoa; Arthropoda; Insecta; Coleoptera; Scarabaeidae
Product: trypsin delta-like
Biological process (GO): proteolysis
Molecular function (GO): serine-type endopeptidase activity
Source: RefSeq, a predicted model, not a curated record